AUGGUUUUAGCUUCAACAGCAGCAGAUGAACCAGAAGGAUUAGAAUCAAGAUCACCUUAUGCACGUGCCAAUCUGCAACUACCCAAGAAACGUAGACGCACUUGGCGACAAACGAUAGCCAGCUUAUUGAAUCGUAAGCAACCCAUCUCAGGCAUCCCUGGUGAAAAUGGUGCUCGUAUCAUUCAUAUCAACAAUGAUCCACUGAAUGAUGAACAAGACUUCUUACAUAAUCGUGUCACCACCGGCAAAUAUACUUUUUUCACUUUUUUACCAAAAUUUUUAUAUGAAGAAUUUUCAAAAUAUGCAAAUCUUUUUUUCUUAUUUAUUUCGUGUAUUCAGCAAAUUCCUGAUGUUUCUCCAGUAUCAAAAUGGACUACACUUGUACCAUUAGUGAUUGUAUUAAUUAUUACAGCCGUAAAAGAAAUAAUUGAAGACUGGUGUAUUCAUCGUUCAGACGCAGAGGUUAACUCUAAAAAAUGUAAAGUACUACGAGAUACUCAAUUUAUAGAAACAAAAUGGGAAAAUGUCAAAGUUGGCGAUGUGUUACGUAUUGAAAGUGGAGAGAAUUUUCCUGCCGAUUUAAUUUUAAUUAGUAGUUCUGAACCUGAAGGUCUUUGCUAUAUUGAAACCAGUAAUCUAGAUGGUGAAGUGAACCUAAAAAUUAAACAAGCUUUAUCUCAGACAGCCACUAUUUUGAAUCCAACUGACAUGAGUCGAUUACAAGGUGUCAUUCGUUCUGAACAACCUAAUAAUCGUUUGUAUAACUAUGAUGGUACUUUGGCUUUAACUUCCUUUGGUAGUCAUCAUCAUCGUGACUUACCCUUGACCCCUACUCAGCUUUUAUUAAGAGGUGCUCAAUUAAGAAAUACGUCUUGGAUCUAUGGGGUCGUUAUCUUUACAGGCCAUGAGACUAAACUGAUGCUGAAUUCAAGUAAAAAGCCCUCCAAGAUUUCUAACGUCUCCUUUAUUACUAAUCGUAAUAUUAUGUAUCUCUUUUGGAUCUUGAUCGCCAUGAGUUUUGCGGGGGCAAUAGGGGGUGUUCUGUUCAGUAAAUAUCGUGGUCAACAAGCGACUUAUUUACCAAUGAAUUCAGGUUGGGGAUAUGGUAGAGAAUUUGGUUAUGAUAUCUUGACCUUUUUGAUUUUAUUCAGCGCCUUUAUUCCUAUCAGUCUAAUGGUCACAAUGGAAGUCGUUAAAUUUGUUUUAGCUUAUUUAGUUGAAAAUGAUUUGGAUCUCUAUUAUGAAAAGACCAAUACGGCCGCUACAGCACGUAAUAGUAGUUUGAUUGAAGAGUUGGGACAAGUGAAGUUUAUCUUUUCAGAUAAAACAGGCACAUUAACCUGUAAUGAAAUGCAGUUUCGACAAGUCUCGAUUGGUGGAUUAUUUUAUGCUGAUCAAGUAGAUGCGGAUAAGAGAGCACACGAAGGAUCUGAUGAUCCUACUUUACAAUAUACAUUUGAUCAAUUACAAACCCAUUUAAAUACGCAUUCUACUGCUAAUGUCAUUAAUGAAUUUUUAACCCUUUUAGCUGUCUGUCAUACAGUCAUUCCAGAACGGCAAGAGGGUUCAGAUGAAGUCGUCUAUCAAGCAUCAUCCCCCGAUGAGGGAGCCCUUGUUCGAGGUGCGGCAUCACUAGGCUAUCGUUUCCAUACACGUCGUCCACAUUCAAUUACCUGUACGAUUCGAGGUCAAGAACAAGAAUUCCAAGUUCUCAACAUCUGUGAAUUCAACUCGUCUCGAAAGCGUAUGUCAGCUAUCGUACGUGGUCCUGAUAAUCGUAUUAAACUCUAUUGUAAAGGUGCGGAUACCGUCAUCCUUGAACGUCUUGCAGCUGAAAAUCCAUUUGUGGAACCUACUUUGAUUCAAUUAGAAGAAUGUGCAUCAGAGGGUCUCCGUACACUUUGUAUUGCUAUGCGUGAGAUAUCAGAAGAAGAAUAUGCACGAUGGUCGCAGAUCCAAGAUGCAGCAGCGACUACUUUAGUAAACCGACAAGAGGAAUUAGAUAAAGCAGCAGAGAUGAUUGAAAAAGAUUUAUUUCUAUUAGGUGCCACUGCUAUUGAAGAUCGUCUUCAAGAUGGGGUUCCAGAUACCAUUCAUACGCUUCAAGAAGCAGGUAUCAAUAUCUGGGUUUUAACGGGGGAUCGACAAGAGACAGCCAUCAAUAUUGGAUAUAGUUGUAAAUUAUUAAAUGAAGAUAUGAGUUUAAUUAUUUGUAACGAAGAUAAUCAUUGGGAGACAAAGAGCUUUUUAGAAAAGAAGUUACGAGAUAUUAAUGAAGUGAUGACACGAGGAGAAGAUAUGGAGCCAUUAGCAUUUAUUAUCGAUGGUAAAGCAUUAACUUAUGCACUUGAAAAGGACAUUGAAAAAGUCUUUUUUGAUCUUGCCGUGCUUUGUAAAGCAGUUAUCUGUUGUCGUGUUUCACCACUUCAAAAAGCGCUUGUUGUAAAAUGUGUUAAAAAAUAUGAUACAUCUAUUCUUUUAGCCAUUGGUGAUGGAGCUAAUGAUGUAUCUAUGAUUCAAGCAGCCCAUGUUGGUAUUGGUAUUAGUGGUGUAGAAGGUCUUCAAGCAGCUCGAAGUGCAGAUUUCUCAAUCUCUCAAUUCCGAUUUCUAAAAAAAUUAUUAUUAGUUCAUGGUGCUUGGGCUUAUCAACGAUUAAGUAAAAUGAUUUUUUAUUACUUUUAUAAGAAUAUUGCACUUUAUUUAACACAAUUCUGGUAUGCUUUUUAUAAUGGUUUUUCUGGAUCUACACUUUAUGAAUCAUGGACAAUGUCAUUCUUCAACGUUAUUUUCACAUUUUUACCGCCCCUUGUGAUUGGUAUCUUUGACAAGGUUGUCACUGCACGUAUGCUUUAUCAAUACCCUCAAAUGUAUUCACUUGGUCAAAAGAAUGUCUUUUUUAAUCAAAAAAAAUUCUGGGGUUGGAUCGGAAAUGCUACAUUUCACUCUAUACUUUUGUUCUUUUUAGGUGUAGCGGCAUUUAGAAGUGAAGGGGUAUUUAAGAAUGGAUUAACAGGUGGACAAUGGUGGGCAGGUACAACUGUCUUUACAGCAGUCUUGGGAUGUAUUUUAUGGAAAGGAGUAUUAAUUAUAGAUUAUUGGACAAACUAUACAUUCAUUUCAAUGAUAGGAUCCAUGGCAAUUUGGUUCCUUUAUUUGAUUAUUGUUGCAUAUAUUCUACCCGCUAUAUCUGUGAACGCCUUGCCCGAAUAUUUUGGUAUUAUACCUAUGUUAUGGGGGAAUGUUAACUUUUGGUUGUUCUUGAUCAUCAUUCCUUUCAUUUGUAAUUUACGUGACUUUAUUUGGAAAUAUGGUCAACGUGUGUUCUGGCCAAUGCCAUACCAUUACAUUCAAGAGAUUCAAUUUUAUAAUAUACCAGAUUACAGACCAAGAAUGGAUCGAUUUAGACAAGCAGUGAACAAAGUACGUCGUAUUCAAAGAUUAAAACGUAAUCGUGGUUAUGCCUUCUCACAAAAUGAAUCUGAUCAAACGAAAAUUAUUCGUGCUUAUGACACAACUAUUCAAAAGCCAUCGGGCUUAAAUUGA
Messenger RNA from Cokeromyces recurvatus, 3543 nucleotides. RefSeq lists its product as uncharacterized. Gene Ontology annotation, cellular component: plasma membrane. The transcript is spliced from 8 exons. Bases 1 to 3543 code for a protein of 1180 amino acids. The record is from RefSeq and is a predicted model, not a curated record. Gene Ontology annotation, biological process: intracellular protein transport; endocytic recycling; phospholipid translocation. Gene Ontology annotation, molecular function: ATPase-coupled intramembrane lipid carrier activity; ATP hydrolysis activity; ATP binding. NCBI's taxonomy places the organism in Eukaryota, Fungi, Mucoromycota, Mucoromycetes, Mucorales, Mucoraceae.